AUGACACGUCACAACAAACCACCAGACAAACCCACCGAGCAGACUGAUCUUCCAGUACCAGACAUCACAACAUGGUUAAAAGCUGUACCUGCCUAUAACACAUGUGACACAAGGGUAUCGGGAGCAAGAUUUCCCAAGAAACCUGGGGGACCACUCUUGUCCCUCGAGACACGUCACUCGGUCGACUCACCAUUGACGUCAACGCCCACGAGUCCGGUACCAUCCGUCACGGCUCACCGCCUGACCAAACCACUGAAGGAAUCCACUAUCUGGUAUCCCCCAACAGAAACUAGCCAAAGCUUUAGUUACCUACAACAUUCGCAACUAAACACGCAUGCGCGGAUGGUUAAGUGGUAUAAUCUUCGCCUGCCACGCGAAGGGCCCGGGUUCGAUUCCCGGUCCGCGCAACUUUUGCAGUUAUAG
Messenger RNA from Phycomyces blakesleeanus NRRL 1555(-), 423 nucleotides. RefSeq lists its product as hypothetical. The record is from RefSeq and is a predicted model, not a curated record. NCBI's taxonomy places the organism in Eukaryota, Fungi, Mucoromycota, Mucoromycetes, Mucorales, Phycomycetaceae. Bases 1 to 423 code for a protein of 140 amino acids. The transcript is spliced from 2 exons.